GGCUGCGACCGAGGAGGCUGCUGGGAUAGCCCUCUGGCAGCCAUCUUUCAAUUGUGUUUUUUAGCCAAGCCGUCUGAGUCUUGCUUGCAGAGAGCGUUUAAAGAGGUGAGAGAGACUGGUAAGAAAAAAUGGCCCGUACUAAGCAAACUGCCCGUAAGUCCACUGGUGGGAAGGCUCCCAGGAAACAGCUGGCAACCAAGGCUGCCCGCAAAAGUGCCCCUUCUACUGGUGGAGUUAAGAAGCCUCAUCGUUACAGGCCAGGUACAGUAGCCCUUCGUGAAAUAAGACGUUACCAGAAGUCCACUGAGCUGCUUAUUCGCAAGCUUCCUUUCCAGCGCCUGGUGCGUGAAAUUGCCCAAGAUUUCAAGACUGAUUUGCGCUUCCAGAGUGCAGCUAUUGGAGCUUUACAGGAAGCAAGUGAGGCAUAUCUGGUUGGCCUGUUUGAAGACACUAAUCUGUGUGCUAUUCAUGCCAAACGUGUCACAAUCAUGCCAAAAGACAUCCAGCUAGCUCGCCGUAUCCGUGGAGAGCGUGCCUGAGCUUUCAACUAUUAUGUAAAACCUUGGCAUACUCAAAUACACACAAAAAUCUAUUCUUCCUGUUACUUCGUAGUGAUGAAUGUUAGACUUAUUUCCACGGGGAAAUUUUCAAGUGGUAUUUGAAAAGUAUAAGAUAAUGGGGGUGGUAAUUGACUUUUUUCAUUUUCAUUUGUGUGUGAAUUUUUUUUAAUGGAAAUACUCAAUCAAAGCAUUACAAGUUGCCGAAAACAGUUCUUGUCAUCAAAAUAGACAAAAAUUGAACUUUAUAAAAAAAAGAAAUAUGAAAAAAAAAUUUUAAUACAGCAAGGUGCAUUUUCUGGAUUCUACCUGCAUUGGCAAUUUUUUUAAAGAUAGUUAUAAAUUUUUCUUAUUUGUAACUACAGAAUGGUGUUUGUAACAUUUAUAUCAUGUGUUUAGAAUCCAUUCAUUCACUAUACUUUUUCUAACAAAAGUUGUCCUGCAUUCAAGUAUUUGUUUUAAGUGUUGUUUGUCUGUGCUGUUCCUGUAAGUUUGCUAUUAAAAUACAUUAAAUCUA
This is a messenger RNA of Polypterus senegalus (gray bichir), 1074 nucleotides long. RefSeq names its product histone H3.3A. Gene Ontology annotation, molecular function: protein heterodimerization activity; structural constituent of chromatin; DNA binding. Gene Ontology annotation, cellular component: nucleosome. Lineage: Eukaryota; Metazoa; Chordata; Cladistia; Polypteriformes; Polypteridae. The record is from RefSeq and is a predicted model, not a curated record. The coding region runs from base 129 to 539 and encodes 136 amino acids. The transcript is spliced from 4 exons.